GCUUUUCCUGAGCAGUUGCUCCAGUGCAGAAAGGAGCUAUGUUUGAAAUGAAUGCGCGGUUUUGGGAGUGUUGCGGAGGCGGUUUCCGCCGGCGAAGUGCUGAUUCCUUUCAGAUUUGUGGUUUAAUUCGAUUCGGGUAUUUUCAAGAUGGGGAAGGAUGAAGAUGAGGAGAAACUCAGUUGGGGCUGCUGGUUACGAACGGCGUUUGCUUGCAGCGGUGCAAUGAUGGCGUUUGUCUUCAAUGGGGUGACCGAAGGCCAGUCGGCUGUUCUUCUACCCCAACUGAAAGAGAAGGAGAGUUUAAUUCAUAUCACGCCAGAGGAAGAAACGUGGAUAGCCAGCUUGGGGAUCCUCCUCUCUCCGGUCUCGGCAUUGCUGAUCGGGCCAAUAACAGACGCUUUCGGGCGGAAGUUGGGGCUACUCUUCAUCCACAUCUUCAUGGGUCUGGGCUUCGCCGUCAUCGCCUGCGCAACGCAGGUCUGGCACAUCUACCUCGGCCGGUGUAUCUGUUCUUUCGCUCUCGGUCUGGAGGUCGUGUCCGUGGUCUACAUGACGGAGACCUGCGCCAAGCGGCAGCGCAGUUUCCUCCUAUCGACGAUCUCCCCUGCCUUCACUCUGGGCGUCGUCGUGGCCUACGUCAUCGGCGGCUACCUCCCCUGGAACAUCGCCUCGGCCAUCUUCGCCCUCAGCAGCUUCGUCUACUUCGUCGUCCAGCUCCUGGCCCCGGAGUCCCCGGCGUGGCUCUUCAAGCGCGGCCGGAUCGACGCCGCCGCCUGGAGCCUCCGCAAACUGGGUCGCUCCCCGUCGGGCAUCGACCACGAACUCCAACUCCUCAAACUCGCGUCCAGCGAGGAGUCCGAGAGCUUCCACCUCGGGAUAUUCCUCGACCCCACAGUCUGGAAACCCUUCCUCAUCCUCUCCCUCUUCCACCUCGUCCAGUGCGCCACCGGGAUCUACCACAUCGUCUACUACACCCUGGAUUUCGUGACCCGACUCGGGACGACCUACGAUCCUCUCACCGUCUCCAUCGUCAUCUCCGUGGUCAGGGUGAUCUCCAACUGUACGAUCGGGAUGUACUUCACCUCCUACGUGAGCCGGAGGUUCUCGACUAUCUUAUCCGCGCUUCUGAUGACCGUUUCUUCCGGCGCGGCGGGUGUCUACGAGUUCGUCUUCCGCGACGCGCCGGCGAGUGAGCGGCCCUACCAGUGGCUGCCCAUCAUCCUCCUCGUCGCGUACAUCGUCUUCGGGAUCAUCGGGGUGACUACGCUGCCGUGGAUGAUGUCCGGGGAGGUGUUUCCGCUCCGGGUCCGCGGGGCCAUGUCCGGGGCGGUGUUCGGGGUCGGCGCCGGGUCCAUGUUCGUGUUCAUCAAGAUCUACGAGGACUGUUUGGCGCUGCUCAAUAUCUGGGGGCUUCUGUUCGGCUUCGCGAUAGCUUCGUUCCUGACCGCGCUUCUGGGGAUCUUCCUCCUGCCUGAGACGUUGAACAAGACCCUCUACGAGAUCGAGCAGGGUUUCAUGCCGAAGGAGAAACGCUCGAACGGCGAGGAGUCGACUUUACCCGCGGAGGCUGUUUCCUGACCUAGGAUUGUGGUGUUUUGGACCGUGUAUGUGUGGGUCGAUGGGCCACUACCCGAGUAGCAAAGAUCGCGAUUAGUUGCGAUUUAGUGGCGUGGCGUGAAUUGCGAUCUAUAGAUCGUUAUGCCAUUUAAACCUAUGGUAAAGAAUCGAUUAUU
Molecule: messenger RNA, 1733 nt
Organism: Bemisia tabaci
Lineage: Eukaryota; Metazoa; Arthropoda; Insecta; Hemiptera; Aleyrodidae
Source: RefSeq, a predicted model, not a curated record